AUGACUUCACCAAAUUCUCCUAUAAUCUCGAAUUUAAUAACUACUUCAACUAAUUCAAACAAUAAUAAUAAUUUUCAAUCAAUACCCCUCAAUCUAUCAUAUUCGGAUUCUUCAUCUAUAUCAUCAAACUCAGAACCUUCAUCAACAAGAUCCUCCAUAACUUCUACUACGUCAAACGAUUCAAACACAUCAAUGAGCUCAACCGAUUCAAAUAAUAAAAUAACUUCUUCAGUUAUGUUAAUAUCACCACCAAAAAAACCAAAAGUAACUGAAUAUGGAACAAAAACUCCAUCAGGUCAUUCCCGUAUUUUUAAUUGUAAAAUUUGUCAAAGAGCAUUUACAAGAGAAGAACAUUUAACAAGACAUGUACAAUCAACUCAUAAUAAAUUAAAACCUUUUACUUGUGGUAUAUGUUCAAGACCUUUUUCAAGAAGGGAUUUAUUAUUAAGACAUGCAAAAAAUUUACAUAAAGGUAGUGAAAAAGCAAUUAGUAGAAUUCGUAGAACUUAUAAACAAAAUAAAAAUAGAAAUAAUAAUAAUGAGAAUGUCAAUAAUGAACAAGAACAAGAUCAUGAAGAUGAACAUGAAGAUGAAAAAGAUAAUGACUCAAAUAAUAGUAAUGAUGAUGAGGAUAAUGAACUUUUGGAAGACGAAAAAGAAUAUAAACGAAUUGUUAAUCAUAGAAUUAAUAACAUACAACUUCCACCAAUACGAACAGUUCCAACAAAUAAUAAUAUUAAUAGUGUUAAAAGUAUUAAUUCCAACAAUAAUAAUAGUAUUACAUUGGAAAACGAUAGGCCAAUAAAAAGAAAUAAAAGUCAUGAAUCACUACAAUCAAAAAGAUUAAAAAUGUCAGUCAACAUGUUAGUCAGCUAG
Molecule: messenger RNA, 876 nt
Organism: Lodderomyces jiufengensis
Lineage: Eukaryota; Fungi; Ascomycota; Pichiomycetes; Serinales; Debaryomycetaceae
Gene: TRY4
Product: Try4p
Exons: 1
Coding region: 1-876 (291 amino acids)
Biological process (GO): regulation of transcription by RNA polymerase II
Cellular component (GO): chromatin
Molecular function (GO): RNA polymerase II cis-regulatory region sequence-specific DNA binding; DNA-binding transcription factor activity, RNA polymerase II-specific
Source: RefSeq, a predicted model, not a curated record